CUUGUUUCGAAUAGGAGAGAGAGUGAGAGUCCUCUUUAAAAUUUGAGUUCAAACUAUGGCACCGAAACAUACACGCACGAAAUUACAGUGCCGAAGAUGCAUCGCUCUUAUUCUCAUGUGUGGAAUUAAAGCUACAGAACCUGUCUCCGGAGGUUCCAGACGAAGCCAAGAUAUCUAUGGACAACCACUCGUUCAUCCAAGUCUCGAUAAAUGGAUUUGUUUGGGAAACCGGUACGUAAACAUGACACCAAAUGUAUCCAUGAUGUUCUCUCUCCCUCAUGCUCCACAAAUGAUACCACCGGCUUCUUUUCUCUACCCGUUCUAUAUGCUAUUCAGGGCGUUUCAUGCUCCUACUUACAGUCGUCGCUAUCUAAAUAGCACGUUGCCAAGGAUGAACACUCGACGAUACAGCAAAUAAUUUCACCUUACGAAAUUCUAUGAUGAUCAUUUGGUCGGUUUGGCUCGAAUUUCACGACAAAGCGGCACAGGUGUAGUUCAUCCUGCUUCAAGAAAAAAGGGGACGGCAAGACAAGCUUCUGACUUGUUCUGUUGAUGUUUAAGCAACAUAAGUUAUGAACCCUGUUAUCUUAUCUAAAAAGUUGUACAUA
This is a messenger RNA of Zychaea mexicana, 608 nucleotides long. RefSeq lists its product as uncharacterized. Bases 56 to 418 code for a protein of 120 amino acids. The transcript has a single exon. The record is from RefSeq and is a predicted model, not a curated record. NCBI's taxonomy places the organism in Eukaryota, Fungi, Mucoromycota, Mucoromycetes, Mucorales, Lichtheimiaceae.